Molecule: messenger RNA, 8011 nt
Organism: Vidua macroura (Pin-tailed whydah)
Lineage: Eukaryota; Metazoa; Chordata; Aves; Passeriformes; Viduidae
Gene: TRIM33
Product: tripartite motif containing 33
Exons: 20
Coding region: 1-3258 (1085 amino acids)
Molecular function (GO): zinc ion binding; protein binding
Source: RefSeq, a predicted model, not a curated record
AUGGCGGAAAACAAAGGAGGCGGCGGCGGCGGGGACGCGGCCGCCGAGGCCGCGCCGGGCGGCGGCGGCGGCCUGGAGCCUCCCGCCGGCUCGCCGUCCGCCGCCGCGCCGCCCGAGGAGCGCGAGAGCCCCGGGGCGGCGGCGGCGGAGCGCGGCGGCGGCGAGGCCGAGGCCGAGGCGGCGGCGGGGCCCGGUGCGGCGGCGGGGCCCGGCCCCAGCCCGGUGCCGCCGCUGACGCCCGCGGCGCCGGGGCCGUUCUCGCUGCUGGACACGUGCGCGGUGUGCGCGCAGAGCCUGCAGAGCCGGCGGGAGGCCGAGCCCAAGCUGCUGCCCUGCCUGCACUCCUUCUGCCGCCGCUGCCUGCCCGAGCCCGAGCGCCAGCUCACCGUGCCCGUGCCCGGCGGCGCCAACGGCGACGUGCAGCAAGUGGGGGUGAUCCGGUGCCCGAUCUGCCGCCAGGAGUGCCGGCAGAUCGACCUGGUGGACAACUACUUUGUGAAGGACACCUCGGAGAGCCCCAGCAGCUCCGACGAGAAGUCAGAGCAGGUGUGUACCAGCUGUGAGGACAACGCCAGCGCCGUGGGUUUCUGUGUGGAGUGUGGGGAGUGGCUGUGUAAGACCUGCAUCGAGGCUCACCAGCGAGUAAAGUUUACUAAGGAUCACAUGAUCAGGAAAAAAGAGGAUGUGUCGUCAGAGGCCGUGGGAGCAUCUGGUCAACGUCCUGUUUUCUGCCCUGUCCACAAACAAGAGCAGUUAAAACUUUUCUGUGAAACCUGUGACAGGCUGACAUGCAGGGACUGUCAGUUACUGGAACACAAAGAACACAGGUACCAGUUCCUGGAAGAAGCUUUUCAGAACCAGAAGGGUGCAAUUGAGAACCUGUUGGCCAAACUUCUGGAGAAGAAGAAUUAUGUAAAUUUUGCAGCUGCCCAAGUUCAAAAUAGGAUAAAAGAAGUAAAUGAAACCAACAAACGAGUAGAGCAGGAAAUCAAAGUGGCUAUAUUCACCCUCAUCAAUGAAAUCAAUAAAAAGGGAAAAUCUCUCCUACAGCACCUUGAGAACGUAACAAAGGAGAGGCAGAUGAAGCUGAUCCAGCAGCAGAACGACAUCACUGGUCUGUCACGACAAGUGAAGCACGUGAUGAACUUCACUAAUUGGGCCAUCGCCAGCGGCAGCAGCACUGCCCUGCUCUACAGCAAGCGCCUGAUAACGUUCCAGCUGAGGCACAUCCUGAAGGCACGCUGCGAUCCCGUCCCCGCUGCCAACGGAGCCAUCCGCUUCCACUGUGACCCCACCUUCUGGGCUAAGAAUGUUGUCAAUUUGGGUAACCUGGUCAUUGAAAAUAAACCAACCCCUAGUUACACUCCCAAUGUAGUGGUUGGGCAGACUCCUCCAGGAACAAACCACGUCAGCAAAGCUCCAGGACAAAUCAAUCUGGCCCAGCUUCGACUGCAGCACAUGCAGCAGCAAGUGUAUGCCCAAAAACACCAGCAGCUGCAGCAGAUGAGGAUGGCCCAGCCAUCCUCUGCAUCCGUGCCCAGGCAGAGCAGCCCCCAAGUCCUGCAGCAGCAGCCUCCCAGGUUGAUCAGCAUGCAGACCAUGCAGAGGGGUAACAUGAACUGUGGGGCUUUCCAAGCACAUCAGAUGAGAAUGGCUCAGAAUGCUGCUCGUAUACCAGGAAUCCCACGCCACAAUGGACCUCAAUACUCCAUGAUGCAACCUCACCUUCAAAGACAACACUCCAACCCCGGCCACGCCGGGCCCUUCCCGGUGGUCUCCGUGCACAACACCACCAUCAACCCCACCAGCCCCACCACGGCCACCAUGGCCAGCGCCAACCGUGGCCCCACCAGCCCGUCCGUGUCGGCCAUCGAGCUCAUCCCGUCCGUCACCAACCCGGAGAACCUGCCCUCCCUGCCGGACAUCCCCCCCAUCCAGCUGGAAGAUGCUGGUUCCAGUAGUUUAGAUAAUCUGCUAAGUAGAUACAUCACAGGCAGCCACCUCCCCCCACAGCCUACAAGCACCAUGAAUCCCUCCCCAGGACCUUCAGCUCUGUCUCCAGGGUCAUCAGGUUUAUCCAACUCCCACACCCCUGUGAGGCCUCCCAGCACCUCCAGCACAGGCAGCAGAGGAAGCUGUGGCUCCUCGGGCAGGACUGCUGACAAAACUGGCAUUGGCUUCAAGGCUGACCAAGUGAAAGUAAAGCAAGAGCCAGGCACAGAGGAAGAGAUCUGCAGUUUCUCAGGAACAGUAAAGCAGGAGAAAACAGAGGACGGCAGAAGGAGUGCUUGCAUGCUCAGCAGCCCCGAGAGCAGCUUGACACCACCACUGUCCACUAACUUACACCUGGAGAGUGAACUGGAAGCUUUGGGAAGCCUGGAAAACCACGUGAAGACAGAGCCAGCAGAUCUGAGUGAGAGCUGCAAGCAGCCUGGGCACAGCCUGGUGAACGGGAAAUCGCCCGUGCGGAGCCUCAUGCACCGCUCGGCCCGAGUGGCAGGAGAGGGCAACAACAAGGAUGACGACCCCAACGAGGACUGGUGUGCUGUGUGCCAGAACGGGGGGGACCUGCUGUGCUGUGAGAAGUGCCCCAAGGUGUUCCACCUCACCUGCCACGUCCCCACGCUCCUCAGCUUCCCCAGUGGAGAGUGGAUAUGUACAUUCUGCAGAGACCUGAGCAAACCUGAAGUGGAAUAUGAUUGUGACAAUUCCCAGCACAGCAAGAAGGGCAAGACAGCACAAGGCCUGAGUCCCAUGGACCAAAGGAAAUGUGAACGCCUCCUGCUUUACCUGUACUGCCACGAGCUGAGCAUUGAGUUCCAAGAGCCAGUCCCAGCCUCGAUACCAAACUACUACAAAAUCAUAAAGAAACCAAUGGAUUUAUCCACGGUGAAGAAGAAACUGCAGAAGAAGCAUUCCCAACACUACCAGACCCCCGAGGACUUCGUGGCUGAUGUCCGGUUGAUCUUCAAGAACUGUGAAAGGUUUAAUGAAAUGAUGAAAGUUGUUCAAGUUUAUGCAGAAACACAAGAGAUUAAUUUGAAGGCUGAUUCAGAAGUAGCACAGGCAGGGAAGGCAGUUGCAUUGUACUUUGAAGAUAAACUUACAGAGAUCUACUCAGACAGGACCUUCCAGCCUUUGCCUGAAUUUGAGCAGGAAGAGGAUGAUGGUGAAAUAACUGAGGACUCCGAUGAAGAUUUUAUACAACCACGUAGAAAACGCCUAAAAUCAGAUGAGAGACCAGUGCAUAUAAAGUAAUCUAAUGAUAUGGACCUAAAAUUUAUUGUAAAAACUGUUAUUUAAGUGUUCCUGGAAUAUUAUCAUGCCUACAGUGGCCAUCUUGCAGAAGCUGAUAGCUUUUUAAACAGUAUUAGAUAACAAAAAACACUUGUACAGAAAAACAUUCGCAUCAAAAGGGGAAAAAACCUGUAUUGUAAAUUUUUGGUGGUUUGUAUUUUUUUUUUUUCCUUGAUUACUUGCUAUAUUAUUUCUUUUCCUGAUGGAGGGGACACACUCAUCCUGGUCUCACAGACAGAGGUGGAGGAAUGUUGAAGAGAAGCAGAUUUGAUAGGAGAUGUUCCGUGUACAGAUGAGACUGUAGUGACAUGACCUGCAGGACUGGACCCACUCAGUGACUGUGUCUUGCAUUACACUGCAGUGUAAACUGUGAGCAGAGCUCCUGAAAUCCCCUCUGUGUCCACUCGAGUGUGUGUUGGUCGUUGCUUUGAUCAUCCCAUUGAAGCAGGACUGUGAAUAACUGAUCUGUGUCCAUCCAGCUGUUGACAUUUUGCUUUCUUUACUCCAUUUUAUGUAGAGCAAAAGGAAGAAGAAAGAAAAAUCAUUAAACUGUUCUGAAUGGGCGAGUGCAGGAAUGUGAGGCAGAUGAAAGGCUAAGCUGGUGGCUCCAAUCCCUUUCAGUAGGACAAGGUGUAUUUAUUAAACUCCUGUACCCAGAACAUUUUAAUGGCAUCCAUGGCAGAAGUCUCAGCGUUGUCAUCUGUCCCUGACCCCCUGAUGAGGCAGAAUGUUCUCUCCAGUAUUCAUUCUCUACUUUUCUGUACUUAAAAUAUAGACUGAAGAGGUAAUAACUGGUUGGGGCGUUUUUCCAGUCUUCCUAAAUAUCAGUUUCUAAUAGACCACUCGGCAAACAAUAACCUAUUAACUACCAAAUGUGUAAAAUUUCCUGUAUUCACUUUGUCUUAUUUGUAAAUAGUGAAUUGAGAUUUCUUGCAGGUCAGCAACAUUUGCUGAACUGUUUUUAAGCUAAUAUGUAUUCUUAUUGAUUGUUCCUAUCAAGAAAAGAUUUGUAAUAUAUGCUAUUUCUAACAUUGCAUUCAUUUUGAGGUUCUGUCUUAUUUUUCUUAGAGUACUUCUCAGAACAUUCUUCAGAAGCAGCUUGUGAGGGAAAUGUGCAGGAAGAUUGGAAUCAGUCUGAGUUUGGGUUGCCUGUCCAUCCACUGAACAAAGCACUUGCACAGGGUUUGGCCUUGAGUGGUUUCUGGUCCAAGAGUGAGAACAGAACAAUUUCCCAAUUCCCUCAGUGACCCCUGGGGCACCUCUGCAGUGCCUUCCCUUGCACUGCCUCCAUCCCAGCAUUCCUGAUUAGAAAUCAUGGAAUCACAAGGAGUUACAGCUCCAGCAGUUGUUUUCUUUACUGACACAAGUCAGUACUAGAAAUAAACACAAUUUCUGGCCUUCAUAUUGAUCUUGUUAAAGGAAGUUGAAGAAUUCAUGUAACCAAGGAGCUCGAGAUGGCAGACUUGAAUUUGCCAUCGUUUGUGUGGAUCCAGCAAUUCUGUGGGAGAUCCCUGGGGGUUUGGUGUGCUCAGCACAGCAAUUCCUGUGACAUUGUUCACGCUUUACCAUCAUGGUAAAGAGAAAUAUUUUAGCAUAAUAUCAAAUUGAGAAAUGCUCUCAGCAGUUUUUAUGCAAAUCACUGCAGAUUUGGUUUCUUUUAUAAGAACCAGUUCUGUGUACCUUGGGAUUCUCCCUCUUGCAAUAAAUGAGGGGACUGAAGAUGUUUUUAACUUCCAGCUCACUUCUUUACUCAAAUGGUACACUUCAAACUCAAACUGGUUGGUUUUUUUUGAAAUUUCUUAGACAUUAACAGUGCUGUUUUAAGUUUAUUUUUUACCAGUUUGUAUGUGAAAGGAAAAGGAAUUCCACUUCAACAUAUUAAAUUGACAAAGAGCAACAACUUUGCCUGUGGAAAAGCUGAUGUGUGAAUAGGACACUGGUAGUGACAAGGGAUCAUUUCAUGGCUCUGUGUAUUGCCUAUUUAUGCAUUUCUAGUUUCUCGGCUUCAUUUUGCAAAAGGAAUAUUAUUAAAAUUAUCAUGAAAAUAAGAUUCUGUGAGCUCUCUUCACUCGGGCCUCCUGUUUUUGUGGCACUUCUGGUACCUUCAGGCCUCACCUUUUGAGCUCUACCCUGGGCAGCAGCUGGGGAUUGGAUCCUGCAGAGACCCUGGGGAUGAGCCAGAGCACGGGAUGGGCACGGGGGGUGCCAGGUGGAGCCCAGGGGAUCCCAGAUGGAGCUCAGAGGAUCCCAGGUGGAGUCCAGGGGAUCCCAGCAGAGCACAGGGGAUCCCAGGGGAUCCCAGAUGGAGCCCAGGGAAUCCCAGCAGAGCACAGGGGGAUCUCAGAUGCAGCUCAGGGGGAUCCCAUGUGGAGCACAGGGGAUCCCAGGUGGAGCCCAGUGGGAAGGACUCACCCCAAACCCUCCAGGGAGGUUUGUGUCCCCCUGGCUGCUGCAGGACCAGGACUCUCUGCUCCCCACCCAGACCCCAGAGCAGUUCCCAGUGGUUUGGGACAGCCUUGCCUUUGAGGUGGCCUCUCCAGCACUUCACUCCAGGUGGAGAACUUGGCCAGCUCAUGCUCAGCAUCUUCUGCACACCAGGAGUGCAGCUGAGCUGGACCUUGCUGAGCCUGAGCUCUUCCCUUGCUCAGACCCCAGAGACCCUCCAGAGCUGCUCCUCCCAUCCAUCCCCCAGUGCUCAGCAGGAUUAUGUGGAAUUUUCAAUGUGUACAAGAAAUCUCAAGUGUUUCUUUGAUACAAUGAAACAAAACAUUCUCUUAUUCUUCUUCCCCUUCAUUUUUGAACUCCCAAAGCAGCAAUUCAGUGAUUGUUUUGAAAGCAGCAAAGUUCUGUUUGAAAUUAUUUGAAAGGGCAGAUAAACUCUGCCAAUCCCUUCCCUGAUCCUGUAGUCUGGGUGUUCAUCACAGAACUGGGAAGGGUUUGCUCAGUGGAAACAAUUUUUUGUGCCUCACUGUAACUCAUUAGAGGGUUUCUAUUAAUGAGACACAUUAAUUUUCUGGGCAUCUUCUCCGUGCCAGCUGCUGGGUGUGCAAUGUGUGAGUGGCUUUACCUGGGGAAUCAGAGUUUACAUCAGGAAAUCCUAUGAAAUUGUGACCCCACAGGGGUGGCAGGAGGAAUCUGGCACUUGGUGCAACUCUGCUCUCAUUUAAAAUACUCCCAAAAAUUUGUGUCUCCAUUUUGGCUGGGAAUUAUUGUUGCCCUUGAAGUUUUAAGUUAAUCCAAAGAAGGAAAAGGCAGUUUGAACUGAGAGUGCAAAGUGCCCAGUGUGAGCUGUCCUGCCAUGGAAUUCCUGGUGAUGAGAGGAAAUUCAACAGCUAAAUGGGCUCGGGGCUUUUAUUUAGCUGUGCCCUGGAAUUAAGGGGCCUCGAGCAGAGUAAGGCAGAGCUACUAUCCAAAAAAAAGGGGAUUUGCCCAACUUCUGCAAACAGAAAUGCUCAGUGAAGUGUGGAGAGGUUGUUCCUCUGUGUGGGAUGUCACUGUGACACUUCACUGUGACACUCUUUAUGCUGGAUCAAACAUUUUGAGCUACUGGAAAAGUCCCUAAAAUGAGCCCAAAUUUCUGUUUUAUCACCUGGUUUUGGCUGACCUGGAAAAGUUUAGGUUAUUGCAGCAGUAUUUUGAAUCUGUGUCUGUGGUGUACUGGGAAUUGGCUUUUCCCAGCUGGCUUUUCCUUGUUUUUCUCACUCUCUUCCUCAGAAAAAAAGCAAUAAAACUGCUUUGUCAUUUGCCUGUCAGCAUGACAGGAGUCCUUUCCUUAGGAAAACGAUUUUAUAGGGAAGUUUGUAUGCAAAUCACAAGCCUAGCUUUUAAAAACAAACUGCAGCAGUUCCUGACAAUAUAGAGUGUGGCAUUUUAUUUUAAAAAAUUGGGGAAAGUUCCAUAUUUUUUUAAGGAGUAGCUGUUUGAGCAAAUAACGGAGGUACUUUUUUAAAAUAAAAAUGUAAAUGCCACAGUUUACACAGAUGGCACGUAUGGAUUGUAUCUUUGGGUAUGGUGAUUUAUUUUGUCUUCUCAAAGUGUGUGUGCAGUAACUCUUCCAUCUACUUCCACUUGGCUUCUGGGGAUCCUUUUUUCUGUGCUUCCUGAUGCAUCAGGAUUGAAACAGCUUUCCAAAAUUGCAGUUAAUUUGGGAAUCUUUAUUAGAAGUGGACUCUGAGAUGUAUGAAAUGCAGCUUGGACCUUUUCUGUUGAGUGAAAUCACAGCUCGAGGCUGCUGUCUUUAGAAUUUAUGGGGUUUCUACAAAGAGAGGUACUGGAAUAUUUUGUGAGCUGGACUUUGGCAGGAUUCAGUCUGGAGUGAGCUCCCCUGGCACAUCUGUGCUCACCUGCAGUGGGGGUUUUUUAGGCUCAGAACACCAGGACACAUGUAAAUAAUCCUAUACAGAUUUGUGCAGUGCAAAGCUUGUUUUACAUGUAAACAUUCUCCUGGAAGGGUUAAAUCAUGGCAUUCUUCGAUUCUUCAAUUAUUCCUGCUUCCAGUACUGGAGCUGGCUCAUUUUGCACAUAAUAAACUUGCCUCAUCUUUUAAUAUGGUUCUUAAAAAAAACCCAAGUGCUGUUUCUGUGAUAUUGUAUUAUCUGAAUCAUCCUAUUUAACUUUUUUUUAAAAAAACGUUAUUGUUUCGAAUUGUUCUGUUCCUGUGGUUUUUUUGCUGGUGUGUAAUUAAAAUCAAAAUUUUCUUUCCCUGGUUAUUUAA